This is a messenger RNA of Python bivittatus (Burmese python), 3524 nucleotides long. RefSeq names its product DEP domain containing 1 (gene DEPDC1). Gene Ontology annotation, cellular component: nucleus; transcription repressor complex. The record is from RefSeq and is a predicted model, not a curated record. Gene Ontology annotation, biological process: intracellular signal transduction. NCBI's taxonomy places the organism in Eukaryota, Metazoa, Chordata, Lepidosauria, Squamata, Pythonidae.
GCUCGGCGUGGACGUUUUCCUGGUCUUCGUUGGUCAUUCUGCUUGUUGGCUGCGCUAUGCUGUAGUGACAAUGGAGAAUCGGGUGGUCUCCCCGGGACCUUACCGCGCCACCAAGCUGUGGAAUGAAGUUACUAAAUAUUUUCGGGCACAAAUGCCACAAAAGAAACACAGACAACACUUCAAAAAAUAUGGAAAUUGCUUUACUGCAGCCGAAGCAAUCGACUGGCUUCAUGAAUUACUCAGGAAUAAUUCUAAUUUUGGUCCAGAAGUUACUAGGCAGCAAACCGUUCAGCUGUUAAGGAAAUUUCUUAAAAAUCAUGUGAUUGAGGACAUAAAAGGAAGAUGGGGUUCAGAAAAUCUGGAUGACAAUCAUAACUUGUACAGGUUUCCUUCAGCUUCUCCUGUUAAAAUUUUGCCACGUCGAUAUCCAUUGAAAGAAACCCCAGAUAAUGUGCCUAAAAAAACAGAAAGUAUGUUUAAAUUACCACAGUACUCCAAGAGACUGCCUAAAAAACAUGACUUUCAGGAAUGUCAGAACAACAAAGAAAAUGUGAAAUGUGAAAAGGAUAAAAAGUGGGUUACAAGUGGCAGGCAAAUAACUCAAGCGGAUAUAGAAGAAGUUUGGCGAAAUGUUGUUAUGAUACAUUUGCAAACUAUUUUAGGUAUACCAUCUUUAGAACACAUCUUGCAACCAGAACAAGUAAUUCCUUCCUACAUAAUAUAUAACAUGACUAAUACAAGUAAACAUGGAGUUGUUCUUCUACAAGAUAAAUCAGAAGAUUUCCCUCACUGGGUAUUGUCAGCUAUGAAGUGUUUGGCAAACUGGCCUAGAUGUAAUGACAUGAGUCAGCCAACAUACAUGGGUUUUGAGCGAGAUGUAUUCAAAACAGUUGCUGACUAUUUUCUCAGUCUCCCUGAACCUUUGCUUACUUUUCGGUACUAUGAAUUAUUUGUGAAGAUCUUAGUUUUGUGUGGCUACAUCACAAUCCCAAACAGAUCCAGUGGAAAAUUUGGUAUCCAGAAUGAUUUGGUAUUUUCAAAACCUUCUCAUUUAAACUCGUUCAAGUCAACUGAAUGUCUUCUGUUAAGUUUGCUUCAUCGUGACGCUGACAAAGAGGAUGAAUCUGAGACUUCUGAUAAAGGUUCUAAAAGGCAUACAAAUGAAAUGGGAUGCAGUAUGAAUUUUCAGCACUCUAACAUGACUUGUAAAGGUGGCGCUAUUCAUGUACAAAAAGGUGGCAGUUGUCAGAAUCUUUCACAGCUGAAAAAUGAACAUACUCUGCCUCUGAAGCUUAAGACAAGAUGUCACUCUUUGGAGGGAAUUGCAGAUACAACCUCAAGCAAAUGUAGUAAAGAUGGAUUUAAACAAUUUUCUCAAGCUGGAAUUCAUAUGGUGCCGUUGACAAGUAAUGAGAACAAACUGUUGUGCUUUGAGAAUAAGCCAGUCUCCUCACUGGAUCUUUGUUCGGAUAACAUUAGUGAAAAACAAACUCAUGGCUUCAGGGGAGUUUCUGCAUCAAGUUUUCCUGGCCAAGAGCAAUCCAGUGCUAACCACAAAUCAAAACAACUUUGCCGGUCUCAAAGUUUAUGUGGAAUUAGAAACUCCAGUUGGUGUGGCAUACAUGCUCCAGUUGCAGAGAUUACAGUGAAACCACAUCCAGUAAACCUUGGUCCCAAAAGUCAAAGCACUACCAGAAUGGCUGUUAAAAUAGGAAGUAAAUCUGUGGGUUCUGAUAUGGCUAUCAAUAAAAGAUUCCACAAAAGUACAACACAGCUUUCAGAAUACAUGUUUUCUCCCAGCUCCUUUACGCUGCCUGGCACAUCACAUUUGUUGCAACCUCAUUUAGAAAGAGUUGCUAUUGAAGCACUGCAGAUUUGCUGCCUAUUGCUUCCACCACCAAAUCGCAGAAAACUUCAACUCUUAAUGCGUAUGAUCUCUCGGAUGAGUGAAAAUGUUGAUAUGCCACGACUUCAUGAUGCAGUAGGCACCAGAACUUUGAUGAUACAGACGUUUUCUCGUUGUAUACUGUGCUGUAAAGAAGUGGAUCUGGAUGAGUGGCUUGCCAUAAGAUUCGUUUCCUUUCUAAUGGAUCACCAACAGGAGAUUUUAGGAAUCCCAACAUAUUUACAAGUUGCAGUACAAGACCACAUAGAAACAUUAAGAACUACUCAGAUGGAAUGUCUUGAAGAAGAACUGAGCACCAUAUUUCCAAGUUACUCCUAUUGCAUGAGGAUUACAUCUCAGGAAUUUGAUGAACAAAAGUUUUCUAUUUCUCAGGCAGCAGUUGCUGAGCUUUUGGAAAAUAUUAUUAAGGAUAGGCAUUUAUCUCUGAAAGAGAAGAAGAAAAAACUUAAGCAGUUCCAGAAGGAAUAUCCACAGAUUUAUCAGAACAGAUUUCCAACCUCAGAGAGUGAAGCCAUUUUGUUUGAUGACAAGCCUACAAUUAAACAGCCGAUGCUCAGCUUGCGAAAGUCAAAGUAUUUUAGCAUGAAAAGUUAAUCUAUACCUCACUUGUCUAUUUAUGAAGAGACUUUUUUUUUAAAUGAACAUUAGAAAUAUUUCAGUAUGCGCAUAUAUGCAAGUACAGAUUUUAUGAAAUGUGCUUAGCUGAAGAAUUUCUUCAUGAAUCCUGAAGACUGUAUUUUAUAAGCAUUGUUUACAAAGCAACCCCCAAAAUUGUAAAUAGUUCCUUUUUUAAUGAACAGAGCUGAAUGAGAUACAGAUGAAGAGCAUAUUAAAUACACCAACAGCAAAAAAGAAAGAAGGGUAGCAGUAGCAUUUAUAAAAACAGCAUGUGCUGUAACUCUUUGCACUGUUUUUGAAAGGAACAUACUGUAUUCUGGAUACCACAAUAUUGUCUUAAUAUUGAUCUUGUGUGUGUGUGUGUUAAUGCUAAGUUAAAUAACACAGCUGAGAACAGGAAGCAUGGAACAUCACCAUAAAGAUAGUGAUUGUAAGCCUGAUUUUUAUUGAACCCUUUAUUAGAAAAAAGAACUCUAUUGCUUAUAAAGCCAUAAAGGAGUAAUUCAUUCAUUGUUUCUAAUAGUUUGAAAUGGUAACUAAUGGUCUCCUGUUUUCUGUAUGUGCUCACAUCUUUCAGUUAUGCUUAAGUUAGUUAUGGUUCACUUUUCAUGUUGCUCUCAAUGAGACUCAUACAUAGCUAAUUUUAUUUGGACUCAAUAGCAUGUUCCUUAGUAGAAUUAGAUUGCCCAGAUUCUCUUCCCCACCAUACUCCUGUUUGUGUUUUCUUUCUAAGGAUUUUCUGUUUCUAAUAUAUAUUUGCAAAUAUCUGAUUUAUAAAAAUCUCUCAGAAGGUUGUUUGAAGAAACUUGUCUAAUUCCUGGUAACUCAGUUAUAUCUUGUAUAGAAUGUUUUAUAAAAUGCAUUACUGUACACACCCAGAACUGAAUUUUAAAUGGAAGAACUUAAAGGACAUUGUUUCAUUCCCUUUCUAUGUACCACUGUGUACCACCACAUUAUAUUAUGGGCACUUUCUGAUGUAAACAAACUUUUCCAGUGAGUU